Iphiclides podalirius (scarce swallowtail) is the source of this 264-nucleotide messenger RNA. Lineage: Eukaryota; Metazoa; Arthropoda; Insecta; Lepidoptera; Papilionidae. The record is from the annotation of a GenBank genome assembly.
AUGAAGAAAACUAAGGAAGCGCCGCUGCGGCGAAAGAAAGAAAGCCAACCGAUCGGAACUGCAGCGCGAUCGGCACCUACUGCACUCACCCUUAACUGCGCCGCUUCCCCGUGCAAUUACCGAGGUCGUUCGAUUGCCAGCGAUUGGCGAUAUCACGUGUCGCUGGCCGCGAUCCGCCGCCUGAUGAGAAAUUCGCCGCGCGCCCAUCCGGAAGUAUUGCCGCGCCUUCGGGAAAUUAGUUUCGACGCGACACUGCAGAUGCCU